Messenger RNA from Talpa occidentalis (Iberian mole), 2207 nucleotides. It is a transcript of the gene ALDH1A1, whose product is annotated as aldehyde dehydrogenase 1 family member A1. The transcript is spliced from 13 exons. Lineage: Eukaryota; Metazoa; Chordata; Mammalia; Eulipotyphla; Talpidae. The record is from RefSeq and is a predicted model, not a curated record. The coding region runs from base 174 to 1679 and encodes 501 amino acids. Gene Ontology annotation, molecular function: benzaldehyde dehydrogenase (NAD+) activity.
GUUACAAAUAUGUAGUGUCGUUUUCUUUUUGCUCCGAGUUUGUACAUCCAAUCAUAUUUCGGUAUGCAAAUAAACCUUAGCCCCAGCAGAUAAAAAGGAACAAAUAAAGCCAAGUGCUCUAUCAGAACCAAAUCGCUGAGCCUGUCACCUGUGUUCCAGAAGCUGAGCCAGAAAUGUCGACCCCAGGCAUGCCAGAGUUACCUGCCCCGCUCUCCAAUUUGAAGUUUCAGUAUACUAAGAUCUUCAUAAACAAUGAAUGGCAUAAUUCAGUGAGUGGCAAGAAAUUUCCAGUCUUUAAUCCUGCAACUGAGGAGAAACUCUGUGAGGUAGAAGAAGGAGAUAAGGAGGAUGUUAACAAGGCAGUGAAGGCUGCAAGGCAGGCUUUUCAGAUUGGUUCUCCAUGGCGUACUAUGGAUGCUUCUGAAAGGGGACGGCUAAUAUACAAGUUGGCUGAUUUAAUUGAACGAGAUCGUCUGUUGCUGGCAACAAUGGAGUCCAUGAAUGGUGGGAAACUGUUUUCCAAUGCAUAUCUGAUGGAUUUAGGUGGCUGCAUAAAAUCACUACGCUACUGUGCAGGCUGGGCUGACAAGAUCCAGGGCCGUACCAUUCCCAUUGAUGGAAGUUUUUUUGCUUAUACAAGACAUGAGCCUAUUGGUGUGUGUGGCCAAAUCAUUCCUUGGAAUUUCCCCUUGGUUAUGCUCAUUUGGAAGAUAGGGCCUGCCCUCAGCUGCGGAAACACAGUGGUUGUCAAACCAGCAGAGCAAACACCUCUCACUGCUCUUCACGUGGCAUCUCUAAUUAAGGAGGCAGGGUUUCCUCCUGGAGUGGUGAACAUUGUCCCUGGCUAUGGGCCAACUGCAGGGGCAGCCAUAUCUUCCCACAUGGACAUAGACAAAGUGGCCUUCACAGGAUCUACUGAGGUUGGCAAAAUGAUCAAAGAAGCUGCUGGGAAAAGCAAUCUGAAGAGGGUGACCCUGGAGUUGGGGGGGAAGAGCCCUUGCAUUGUUUUUGCUGAUGCAGACUUGGAUGUUGCUGUUGAAUUUGCACACCUGGGCUUAUUCUACCACCAAGGUCAAUGUUGUAUAGCUGCAUCCCGGCUUUUUGUAGAAGAAUCAAUUUAUGAUGAGUUUGUUCGAAGGAGUGUUGAGCGUGCUAAAAAGUAUGUUCUUGGGAAUCCUCUGACCCCAGGAGUCAGUCAAGGGCCUCAGAUUGAUAAGGAACAAUAUCAAAAAAUACUUGAACUCAUUGAGAGUGGAAAGAAAGAAGGGGCCAAGCUGGAAUGUGGAGGCGGUCCCUGGGGGAACAAAGGGUACUUUAUCCAACCCACAGUUUUCUCCAAUGUUUCAGAUGAGAUGCGUAUUGCCAAAGAGGAGAUAUUUGGACCAGUGCAGCAAAUUAUGAAGUUUAAAAGUUUAGAUGAUGUGAUCAAGAGAGCAAACAACACUCACUAUGGUUUAUCAGCAGGAAUCUUUACCAAAGACCUUGACAAAGCGGUAACAGUCUCUUCCGCUCUGCAGGCCGGGACAGUGUGGGUGAAUUGCUAUAGUGUGGUAUCUGCCCAGUGCCCCUUUGGUGGAUUCAAGAUGUCUGGAAAUGGACGAGAGUUGGGAGAAUACGGUUUCAAAGAAUAUACAGAGGUGAAGACAGUCACAAUGAGAAUUUCUCAGAAGAAUUCAUAAAGAAACUACACAAGUGGAAAGAAGAAUUCUCAAUGAUUAAGCAUCUCCUACACUAAUAUAUUAUAGUGGGUUUUAAAUACAAAAUCAUUCUUUUCUUGAUUUUUAAAACAUAAAGGAUCAUAUUAUCAUUAAUACUACACAUGGAAAACCUUACAUGUAGCUUAUUCUGAAAGAAUCAUUUGUCUUCUGAUAUGUGAUCCCACCCCCCAGUCCUUAUAUAUAUUAAAAAAAGAAUUUGGAUUCAAGAUCUCUCUAGCUCUGUAAUAGUUAUGUGCUUUCUUUGUAGCUACUUGUCCAAGAUAAUCACUUUAUAGAAGAGGACCAGUUGUCAUUUCCCUAACAAUCCCCUUGAAAUACUAAACAUACUCAUUAACUGCAGAGUAGAUGUGUUCUGUUCUAGUAGCUGUCAAGUCGUUGGAGUUUGUUGAAAGUUUCCUAGAAUUUCAUGUCUGAUUCUCAAAUGAAGUAAUAUCUGAAAUACUUAGCUGUAAUGUAAACAUAAAGCUUAAUAAAAACAACCUUGCAUGA